AUGGGGCUUUGGCUUCAGGUAACACUACUGCUUCUACGGGGGGUGUUUAGGGACUUUAAUGCAAAUUGGUUGGGUGGCUAUUCAAUGAGGAUUGGCAAAGAAUCUAUCUUUAGGAUUGAAGCUCGUGCAAUGUUGGAAGGUCUGCGCAUUGCGUGGGACAUGGGGUUCAGGCAGAUUGAAUUGAAAUGCGAUAAUGCACUUCUGGUCGAGUUGCUUUUAGCUGGAUGGCAUGCAUAUAGUAGAUUGGUGGAGUUACGCUUAGUGCGCCAACUUCUAAGUAGGAAUUGGAAAGUAAGGAUUCAUCACAGUCUAAGAUCUCUAAAUGAAAUGGCUGAUCAUAUGGAAAAAGGUAUUUUUGAGGGUUUGAUAGGGGUCAAAGUGCAAUUUUAUAUUUUUUUGGCAGGUUUGGGUAUCAUUCAACAUGGUGAUUCAUCGAACUCCAUUAACAACGUUAACAACAUCUUCAACGUCACCGACAAUGUCAGCAACGCCGGCAACAUCUCCAACACCAGCAACACCAAUGCCGUCAGCACCAUGCCUCCACCGAGCCCGGUGUUGCGCGAACAGGAUCAGUACAUGCCAAUAGCCAACGUGAUCCGCAUCAUGCGCCGCAUCCUACCACCCCAUGCCAAAAUCUCAGACGAAGCCAAAGAAACCAUCCAAGAAUGCGUUUCGGAGUUCAUCAGUUUCAUCACCGGGGAAGCCAACGAACGCUGCCAAAGCGAGCAACGCAAGACCGUCACCGCCGAGGACAUCCUCUGUGCCAUGGGAAAACUAGGCUUCGACGACUACAUCGAGCCCCUCACCGUUUACUUGACCCGGUACAGGCAAUCCGAGAACGAGAGGACUUCACUGCGCGGGGACACCUUUUUGAAGCGCGGGAAUGCCUAUGGGCCAAUGAUGAUUCCCCCUCACGGCGUCGAGCCUUUCAAUGCGGGGUUUCAGGAAGGGAUGACGGAUGCCACCUCCGCCGCCGCCCGAGCCAUCAUGGGUGGAUACAACCAUGGUGCUCAUCCAGGUGGUGCCGCUGGAUCAUCAUCGCAGCAGGCUCCUUUCGAUAACAACUUGGAUCCAUUUGUUGAGUUCAAAUGAGAAAAUAUGGAUUAAAAAAGGGAAAAGCAAAUUUAAUUUGAAUAAACAGAUAAUCAUAGUAUCAAAGUAGCCGUUGUUUAGGAAUAUAUGGAGAAGGCAAAUACACAGAUACAGUGUGGGCAUCAGUUAGGGUUAUAAUUUUCAUUUUGCUUAAUGAACUUGAACAUGUAUCUGUUCAUUGGUAUGGUUUAAACAGUUACAGUAAUAGGAUUGCUUGUGUUUUUUUAAUGUAUUUGGAGCUGAA
This is a messenger RNA of Gossypium raimondii (Peruvian cotton), 1336 nucleotides long. RefSeq names its product nuclear transcription factor Y subunit B-9. Bases 1 to 1092 code for a protein of 363 amino acids. Gene Ontology annotation, cellular component: CCAAT-binding factor complex; nucleus. Gene Ontology annotation, biological process: regulation of transcription by RNA polymerase II. The transcript has 3 exons. The record is from RefSeq and is a predicted model, not a curated record. Gene Ontology annotation, molecular function: RNA-DNA hybrid ribonuclease activity; DNA-binding transcription activator activity, RNA polymerase II-specific; protein heterodimerization activity. Lineage: Eukaryota; Viridiplantae; Streptophyta; Magnoliopsida; Malvales; Malvaceae.